Messenger RNA from Nelumbo nucifera (sacred lotus), 1443 nucleotides. RefSeq lists its product as uncharacterized. Lineage: Eukaryota; Viridiplantae; Streptophyta; Magnoliopsida; Proteales; Nelumbonaceae. Gene Ontology annotation, biological process: protein peptidyl-prolyl isomerization. Gene Ontology annotation, molecular function: peptidyl-prolyl cis-trans isomerase activity. The record is from RefSeq and is a predicted model, not a curated record.
UCCAGUUAUCUUUCAUUACUGCACGUCUGCACCACUUUCUGAGUUUCUGGGAAUCUCUGGACCUCACGUAUAAUAAGUCUCCUACUACAGUCUCCUACUACAGUCUCCCCUGUUUUCAGGUCAACGGUCCAUUUCCUUUUAUUUUUUCUUUUUUCGGCACACAAUCUCCAAGGCCAAGCUAAGAAGGAGGAAGAGAUCAUUUCUUGGUUGUUUCUCUUCAGCUUUCGAUCUCAAAUGGGCCGGAAGUCAAACGACUCAGAAGCUAGCCGUUGGGCUCCUUUGAUCCUUCUAUUGAUCGGUCUCGCCUCCUGUUCUAUAGUUUACAUGUUAAUAUCCAUGGUGGUCCGACCAAAGAACAUUUCUUCGGUUUUAGACUUGGAUUCUACGGUGCUAUCGUCGUCUCAUGUCAGUGGUGAUGGGGAGGAAGUUUUGGGGUCAGAGGAAGGGGAAUGCUGCAGGGGGGUCGAGAAAUUGGAGCUUUGGGGGGCUUCUGUGAAGUGGGGUACGGAUUUCAAGUUUAAUAGUUCAGAGGAGUGUUGUCGAGCAUGCAAGGCGAUGUGCAGCGGCGGAGAUGGGCCCUGCUUGUGCGAUACGUGGGUUUUUUGCGGAAACAGAGAGACUUGUGGUCCGAAGUUUGGUGAGUGCUGGUUGAAGAAGCAGAAGGAUGCAUUGGCUCCUGAUCACCAGGAGUCGGGAGAUCCACAAAUUUGGACUUCUGGGCUUAUAUUUGGAAAAGGGGAUGGUAUCAUUGGCUUGGAAACUGAACAUGGAAUUCUUCAUAUAAAACUCUUCCCCGACUGUGCACCGCAUUCUGUGGCAUACACUCUUGAGCUGUUGGGUUUACAUCAUUGUGCGGGUUGCCAAUUUUAUCGUGCAGAAGGGCGUGGAAGCUCCUGGGAUUCAAAAGGAAAUAACAUUAACAAUGCUCCUUUUGGCCCUCCUUUUGCACUGAUUCAGGGCACACUUGAAGCCCAAGGAACCACAUUUAAGAAGAUUCCAACCGAAGCUUGUCCGCCCAUAAGAAGAGGUUCAGUUGCAUGGGUUGGUUCUGGCCCAGAAUUUUUUAUAAGCCUAGCAAAUCACAAUGAGUGGAGAAAAAGUUAUACUGUUUUUGGGUCUGUUCUUCCUGAAGAUAUGGAAAUUGCAGAGAAAAUUGCAGAGCUUCCUACUAAACCAGAUGUGUGGAAUAACAUUAAUGUGUCUGUUUUGGAGAAACCUAUUCCUUUUAGGUUCCGAAGAAUCAGGACGAGUCAUGGAGACUUGAAUCUCAACACAAAUGCAAACUCAGAUUCAAAUGGUUCUUAGUUAUUGCAUGCCCUCAACUUUGUGCAUCUGUUUGCACUCUUGGGCCCCUGUUUGUGAGUUAAGGAUCUUGUAGGAGCUUGAAUUUAUUCAAUUUUGUAUGCCUGGUUUACAGAUAUUGAAUCCCCAAGUUGUUGAAAA